Molecule: messenger RNA, 3801 nt
Organism: Armigeres subalbatus
Lineage: Eukaryota; Metazoa; Arthropoda; Insecta; Diptera; Culicidae
Product: endophilin-A-like
Exons: 8
Coding region: 1179-2156 (325 amino acids)
Biological process (GO): synaptic vesicle uncoating
Cellular component (GO): presynapse; glutamatergic synapse; cytoplasm
Molecular function (GO): protein binding
Source: RefSeq, a predicted model, not a curated record
GAAGUUGGGGAGUGUGCGUGAUUUGUGUUCGUUUUUCAUGUGCGGAAGCAGCAGGAGACCGUUUGCCUCUCAUCAUCGUCAUCGGGUUCAGCUCAGCGUUCGUUAUCUGCACCGUUCCGUAUACCGAGUUCAAAUUGAGUUUGUGUCUUAGCAGGUUCAGACCGUAAGUGCGCGUUUUGCAGCGGGUAAUUAUCCAAUAAAAGGGGAAAAAAUCAAUUCCUAUAGCAGCAGCAGCCAGCAGUGCAAAUUUUAUCAACUUUGAACACCAGUAUCAGCGGCCGUUUUUCGUCCGGGGUGUGCCGUUUCGAUUCCAAGGUCGCAGGAAAAAUUCGUCGCGAGCAGAUCGGUACCUACUUUGUGGUGGUGGCCUCCCGAGGUGUUUGUGCAAAAAUCAAUUCAAUCAAAAUAGUUCAGCGCAGUGUUCUAUGUCCAGUUACUCUGGUUGAUUAGUGGAGGAAGAAGAAAGAAAAGAGAUUAAUAGACGAAGAGAACGGUGGCCUGAAGACGAAGGGGAACAGUUUCAAGAAAUCCGUAAUCUUAAGUGUGGGUUGUUUUUUGUGCAGUUGCAGUGGCAGCAUCAUCGGUGGCAAAAAAGAAUAAAAUUGAUCAAUAGUGGUGUGCAGUUUUCUCGGGAGAGAGACAAAGAUUUUCGGAAAAUUGAAUCAUUUCCAGCAAACAAGACUGUUCUUGUGAGACUGAGAAGAUCCGGUUGGACCUGAUACGACCAUAUAAUAGUCUAGAUCUACACACCCGGUAUCUCUGCGGGGGAGGCAAUAUAACCAGCAGCAACAGUAGUCGUAGUGUUUGAUUGGGAAAAAUAAGUGCAUCGUUGGAAAUAGAGAAUCGAUUCCUUUAUGAUUGAUUGUGCUCUGAAUGAUAUUGGCAGAAAACAAAAUUGAGUCCAAGUCAAGUUUGCAUGGGAAUUGUGUUUAGUGUAGUGAAAGUGAUUUGAAAACGGAGAAGAAAAUUGAUGUGCCAGUGAAAAGUUCAUUAAUUGCAACAAAACUAGUGACGCGUCAUCGGGCAGCAUCUUAGAAUCACGGUUAGGGUAGGUAGGCGGUGCCAGCAGGAGAAGCAAACAACGUUCAGCAGUAAAUCGCUCGCAACCGCUUGAGCGAACUAGUCAAUUUUUCACACGGAGACCGGUUCAAUAAAACAGCCUCAAAAUUAGUAACAUCAUGGCUUUCGCUGGUCUGAAGAAGCAGAUCAACAAAGCGAAUCAGUAUGUUACAGAAAAAAUGGGCGGUGCGGAAGGCACCAAACUGGACCUGGACUUCAUGGAAAUGGAAAGAAAAACAGACGUCACGGUAGAGCUGGUCGAAGAGUUGCAAACGAAAACGAAAGAAUACUUGCAACCGAAUCCGACGGCCAGAGCGAAGAUGGCAGCGGUCAAAGGUAUUUCUAAAUUAUCAGGUCAAGCUAAAAGUAAUACUUAUCCACAACCAGAAGGUAUAUUGGCCGACUGUAUGCUGACAUACGGUAAAAAGCUCGGUGAAGACAGUAUUUUCGCCGGCGCCCUCGUUGAGAUGGGCGAUUCGCUCAAGCAGAUGGCCGAUGUGAAGUACUCGCUCGAUGAUAACAUCAAGCAGAACUUCCUCGAGCCCCUGCACCAGCUGCAGACGAAGGACCUGAAGGAAGUUAUGACGAGAGGAAGCCGCCAGCCGUCCGAAGUCAGAGUUCGUCCCCAAGACGCUAGCGGAUUUGAACAUCGAAACACUCGGUUCCCAGGAUGGGAUGAAUGCUUCCCCAUUGCCAUCGCCCAUGCGGUCACCAGCGAGGACGCCGAUGCCCGCCAAGCCGACACAACCCUGCUGUACGGCGCUAUACGAUUUCGAGCCGGAGAACCCGGGAGAGCUGGGUUUCAAGGAAAACGACGUCAUCACGCUCAUCCAGCGUGUGGACGAGAACUGGUUCGAAGGCAGCGUCAACGGCCGGACCGGCUAUUUCCCGCAGUCGUACGUGCAGGUCACCGUUCCAUUGCCCUAAGCUGCCGGUCGUGUCCGAGUGCAUGGCUACAGCCUACGGCAUCUUCAUCAGCUAGGUUUUUAUUUUAUAAUUUUCGAAUUUCUUAUUUUUUAAAGUUUGAAAUCGUAACUCGCAACUCUGCCGCCUCCCGCAGACUCAUUAUCCUAUCGAUAGCUAUAACAGAGCUCUAAGCCAAUAACCCUUAUAUUUGUUUCUAUUGGUUUCGGAAAUGCUUCGGAAGCCCGUCAAACGCAUGGAACACGCAAUCUGUAGGGGUAGGGGCCGACGCACGAGUUGUAGUCGCAGGAAGUUGCAUAAAACUAUGUGACAAAAAAAUAGAUUUUACUAGAUUACGAAAAAAAACAAGAUAUUGAAACUAUGAAGUAUUUACAAGGAGAUUCAUUGCAGUUCAAUCGAAAUUUGUCUGUUUCUGUUUUACAUGUGAGGAAGACAUCACGGAAAAAAGUCUAAGUCUAUAUUCAUGUAACAAUGAAAGGUACGUGUAAGGUGUUAACUAUUAUCCAUAAUGAGAUGUGGAACAGAGGGAAGUGGACCGAUGGCGGAAAACUUCCAACAUAUGUGUAUAGUUAGGUACCAUGGAUGGGUGAGAUUGAUUGUUGAGUUUUGAGUAUGAUUCUUGGCGCGAAGAGUCGCACGAUUGCGAAUUUAGACAUUUAACCUUUGCGCCCGCCUGACGUGUGUUGAAUUGAUGUUUGGUAUGUCUUUUGCUCUUUUCUUGUUUUUUUUUUAUACCUAUUUUAUGAUUUUUCUAAACCAUUUUCAGGCAUUAUCUUUUUGUAUUGUACAAGCAGUGACUUAAUAUUGUGCUCUAAGCACAUAUAGUUUCUUGAAAUUUACACAAAUGUUUUCAAAUCAGUGUUUUUGGAUAUUCAUUUUAGUUUUUUUUAUUUAUUAUUCAGCCUGUUGCUUGUUUCCUCGCCCUUACUUACGUAAACAUUUUUUCACAAUAAGACGUAAAAUGGGAUACCAAAGAUAUUAACAUACGAAAUAAGUCAGCGACGUAAAGGUUAACACACUUCACACACAGACGGAUACCAGUAGUCGGCUGACUCAUAUAGUCCAGCAAAUGUCACACACAUACACGCUUUUAAUGCCUACACAAAGAAGAUAGCCGAAUUUCAGUAGUGAUCAUCAUGAUUUUCUUUUCCGUGACGACGAACGCCUGCUAGUUCUUAGGUUUAGGGCAAGACAGAAAGAGACAUUAUUGAAUUUUAAGCAUUACCAACAGAUUUUAUUCAUAUUGAGAAAAAUCUUUAAAUAAAUAAUCCUAAAACGCGCCGCUUGACCAGCCGCAACCGUUCGUCUUCAGUUGUUAGGUUUUAGCACUAACUUAGUUUAUAAAAGAGUGAUUCUGCGCCAGAGUGUGGGUACGUGCGAGUAUGCAAAUUAUCGAUAUUAGUCAAAUGAAGCGGUUAUUUGCUCUCAUGUUAUAUAUAUUUGAGUUCAGUCAGACGUGUGCGUUCGAGCGGAUGUAUGUAAAGGGCUUAACAUUUGAGAGCAAGAAGAUGGUUUCGUGAGAAUUUCGCCCCCCGUGUGCAAACUGAGAGUUUAACAGAAAAGACUUUCCACGGCUAACGCCUAAACAAGACGUGACCUUUUGCAUGUUCGGCACUGAUGUUCUCGGUUAAUCUAGUGUCACGUAGAAUGUUACGUUAUUUGGUUCUAAUUGUCCUCAUGUUUUGUUCUUUCAUUCGAUUCCAUCUAUUCAAAAACAGGAGCUAUAAUCUAAAUGAGUAUUAACUGUGUAUAUAUUUUUAAUGGGUUUCGUUGAAUAAACUCUUCAAAUGCUAGUCGGCGAUAUGCGACUGAAAGUUA